UGCUAGAGCUACCAGUGCGCUACGACUAGCCACUGAGUGUGAGAGAGCGGUGCUGAUUCAGGGAAUACAAUUUGUUUCAUUGUUUGGAGAAAGCUCCUCGGUCAUUCUUUGGAAGCUGGAGGAACGUUAGAUUGGCACCGAGCUAAACGUUGGAUUUGUCAAGAACACCUGUGAGAGUCGGCGCAGCAACCGUUUCGUCAAGUCAAGAGGCUUGCGAGCCAGUGAAGUUCUAUUUCUUGACCCAACCCGUUAGUUUGCUAACGUUAGCGGUAGCCAAGCUAAUUAGACUGCUAGUUUUGUACCAGAUCCAAGAGGAGAGGUGCAUCACAUUUAAGCUUUUCGGUUAACAGUAGCAUCAUCUUCGGAAUAUAGACAGUAAAUAUUUCUCAAUAGGCAUGUGUUUGUUGCUGUACACUUUUAAAGUGUUUUGUAACAAUUAGGGCAACUAGCUAACUGUUACUUGUUCCAGACAUGCAGGUAACGUUACCGUUAGCUAAAGGUGGCUAUAGAGCUUGUUAGCUCGUUCUGCAAAUCUGUGUAGUGUUAGUUUUUAAUAUGAAAAACGCCACCAAUGUCAUAAUGUUCAUACAGCCUGUAUGAGAUUUUGUAGUCUCACAAUAUGACAAAGAAACUUGUUGCCAUCCAUAAAUAUAUAAUAAGCCGCGCUGUUUCAGAGCGUUAUCCAUGGUCCGGUGUUAGAUUUAAUGUUAGUCUGAGUGGAGACAAGCGUACAGGCUAUUAUUUGAUGCUGGCUCCCCAGAAACGUUAGUUUGCAAGGUAGAAACCCAUAGGCUUCGACUAAUUGUUGCAGGUAAAUUGGGGAAAUUAGCUUGUUGGGUAACCGAAUAUUUUGUGUUGCCGAAUGGAUCGUAUUUUUCCUAGUAAUAACCCAAACCCCAGAAAGUCUUCAGCCAGAGCAAUGUUAUGUUUAGAACAGGAAAGUUAACGUUAUUUUACUAAACGAUUUCGUUAAGUUGGGCGCUAGGAGCACAGUUAACGUUUUUUUCCGCUGGUGUAGGUGCGUUAACACCAUUGUUAUUUAUUUCAUUGGAUCCAUCGAGGACGACAUCUCAGCGGGAAUAUGUUAUUUGGUUAUGCCUCGAACCAUUUGAAAUAGCUAAAGCCAAAUACUGAGCUUUUGGGAAGGACAAUGGCCGCCAGACUUGGUCACAAUCUAUAUCUGAAUGGAUUCUAACGUGUCUUUGACCUGCAUAUCUUGGACUCAAGUAAAAGCAGCCUGUUGGGUUUAAUUUAAGCCACAAUACCACGGAAACGGACAGUCGGACACCAUGGGCGAGAGCAGCCUGAGCGACUCGAAUGUGAAGGUCGCUGUAAGGGUCCGACCUAUGAACAGGAGAGAAAAGGACCUAAACACAAAAUGUGUGGUGGAGAUGGAGGGCAACCAGACAGUCCUGAACCCCGCCAACAUGAACCUGGGGAAAACAGACAGCAGAGCUCAACCAAAGGUCUUCGCCUACGAUUACUGCUUCUGGUCAAUGGACGAGUCAGAAAAAGACAAAUUUGCUGGUCAAGACGUGGUGUUUCAGUGCCUCGGAGAAAGCCUUCUGGACAAUGCCUUCCAGGGCUACAACGCCUGCAUCUUUGCCUAUGGUCAAACAGGUUCAGGGAAGUCCUUCACCAUGAUGGGUUCAGUGGACCAGCCAGGUCUGAUUCCGCGGCUGUGCAGCUCCCUCUUUGACCGCACGCUGAAGGAGAAGCGUGAGGAGGAGUGCUUCACAGUGGAGGUGUCCUACAUGGAGAUCUACAACGAGAAGGUCCGAGACCUGCUCGACCCCAAAGGGAGUCGACAGGCCCUGAGAGUGAGGGAGCACAAAGUAAUGGGGCCGUACGUGGAUGGCCUUUCUCGGCUCGCCGUGGCCUGUUACAAGGACAUUGAGUCUCUGAUGUCUGAGGGAAACAAGUCUCGCACAGUCGCCGCCACCAACAUGAACGAGGAGAGCAGUCGCUCCCAUGCUGUGUUCAACAUCAUCCUCACACACACCCUGAUAGACCUGCGGUCAGGGACGAGUGGAGAGAAAGUGAGUAAGCUGAGUUUGGUGGAUCUGGCCGGGAGUGAGAGGGCUGCAAAGACGGGAGCUGCAGGAGAGAGACUAAAAGAAGGCAGCAACAUUAACAAGUCCCUGACCACACUGGGUCUGGUGAUCUCGGCGCUGGCAGACCAGGGAGCUGGGAAGAACAAGACCAAGUUUGUGCCCUACAGAGACUCUGUGCUCACCUGGCUGCUCAAGGACAGUCUUGGUGGCAACAGUCGCACGGCAAUGGUUGCCACGGUGAGUCCGGCAGCAGACAACUAUGACGAGACACUGUCCACUCUCCGCUACGCUGACCGCGCCAAGAGCAUCGUCAACCACGCUGUGGUCAAUGAGGACCCCAAUGCUCGCAUCAUACGAGAACUCAGAGAAGAAGUGGAGAAGCUUAGAGUCCAGCUCACCCAGGCUGAGUCUAUGAAAGCCCCAGAGCUGAAGGAUAGGCUGGAGGAGUCUGAGAAGCUGAUCCAGGAGAUGACCGUCACCUGGGAGGAGAAGCUAAGGAAAACAGAAGAGGUCGCUCAGGAGAGGCAGCGGCAGCUGGAGAGUCUGGGGAUCUCCCUGCAGUCCUCUGGCAUUCGUGUCGGAGAGGACAAGUGCUUCCUGGUCAACCUCAACGCAGACCCCGCCCUCAACGAGCUGCUUGUCUACUACCUGAAGGAGCACACUAAGGUGGGUUCAGCUGACUCACAGGACAUCCAGCUGUGCGGGAUGGGCAUCCAGGCGGAACACUGUGUCAUCAUCAUCACAACCGACGGAAGCGUGCUGCUCACACCCUACCGCAGCUCACGAACUUGUAUCAAUGGUUCCCCGGUAACCAGCCAGCAGCAGAUUCACCAUGGCGACCGCAUCCUGUGGGGCAACAACCACUUUUUCAGGAUUAACCUGCCUAAGCGUCGCUCGCGGGGUGAUGAUGAGGAAGGUGAGGGCAACAUGAAGAACAGCACCAGCAACGAGCAGCUGGAUGGCGACGGCGACUCGGCCAGCGAGGUCUCAAGCGAGGUCAGCUUCAGCUACGAGUUCGCCCAGACCGAGGUCAUGAUGAAGGCGCUCGGCAGCAACGACCCCAUGCAGGCGGUACUGCAGAGCCUGGAGCGUCAGCACGAGGAGGAGAAGCGCUCUGCUCUGGAGCGGCAGCGGCAGAUGUACGAGCAGGAGCUGCAGCAGCUGCGCAAACGCCUGCACCCCGAUAGGCAGAGCACAGGCGGGGGCGGGCAGAUGCCUCCCUCCCAGCAGCCACAGGGGGCGCAGUAUCGCAGCUGGGAGCGCCUCAGCCUCGGAGGGGGGUCGUCGUCCGCCAGCGCCCAGCAGAGGCUACGCCAGUGGAGCGAAGAGAGGGAGGCGGUUCUGACCCGGAGCCUGCGUAAGCUGCGCGAGCAGAUCGUUCGGGCCAACCUGCUGGUGCAGGAGGCCGGCUUCAUCGCGGAGGAGGUGGACAAGAAAACGGAGUACCGGGUCACACUGCAGAUCCCCGCCGCCAACCUCAAUGCCAACAGGAAGCGUGACGCGGUGCUGAGUGAACCGGCCAUCCAGGUGCGCCGUAAGGGGAAGGGGAAGCAGAUCUGGGCCCUGGAGAAAAUGGAGAACAGACUGGUGGACAUGAGGGAGCUCUACCAGGAGUGGAAGGACUACGACGAGGACAACCCUGUGAUGAGGUCCUACCUGAGGCGAGCAGACCCCUUCUUCGAUGAACAGGAGAACCACAGUCUAAUCGGGGUGGCCAACGUGUUCCUGUCCUGCCUUUUCUAUGAUGUCAAACUGCAGUAUGCUGUGCCCAUUAUCAACCAGAAGGGAGAGGUGGUGGGUCGUCUGCAUGUAGAGUUGGUGCGUGUAGCGGGGGGCGUAGACGAGAGCAUGGCGGGAGGAGACGACAGCGACGGCAGCCCAGAUGGGGAGCUUCAGGAGAGGAAGCUCGUCUGCAUGAUAAAGAUCCUUCAGGCCACAGGUCUCCCCCAGUACCUGUCAAACUUCGUGUUCUGCCAGUACUCAUUCUGGGACCAGGCGGAGCCCGUCAUCGUGGCCCCGGAGGUCGACCCCUCAGCCUCCUCCCCCAACAGCAAAGACCCGCACUGCAUGGUGGUGUUCGACAGCUGCAAGGAGGUGGCUGUGGCAGUGACUGAGGACUUCAUUGAGUACCUGACGGAUGGGGCGGUGGCCAUCGAGGUGUUCGGCCACAGGCAGGCGGAUCCUGGCAGAAACCCCGCCCUCUGGGACCUUAGCAUCAUCCAAGCCAAGACACGGACGCUUAGGGACAGAUGGAGUGAGGUCACCCGUAAGCUGGAGGUGUGGCUGCAGGUGCUGGAGCUGAAUGAGGUUGGCGAGUACAUGCCCGUAGAGGUGGUGCCCGCCAGGGACGUCCGCACAGGGGGCAUCUUCCAGCUCAAACAGGGCCAGUCACGGCGUAUCCAGGUGGAGGUGCGGUCGGUGCAGGACUCUGGCACUAUGCCCUUGAUUGUGGAGGCGGUGCUGGGUGUGUCUGUGGGCUGUGUGGAGAUCCAACAGGCUCGGCCCGCCAAAGGCAAUGACAACCAGCAGCCUGAAGGCGAUGAAAUGGACAGUUAUCAGGAGCGAGACCUGGAGCGGUUGAGGAGGCAGUGGCUGACGGCCCUCACCAAGAGACAGGAGUACCUGGACCAGCAUCUCCAGACGCUGGUCAGCAAAGCUGAUAAGUCGGAGGAUGAUGUGGAGCGGGAGGCUCAGCUGCUGGAGUGGCGUCUGACGUUGACGGAGGAGAGAAAUGCGGUGAUGGUGCCCUCUGCUGGCAGCGGCAUACCAGGUGCACCAGCUGAGUGGGUGCCACUUCCAGGGAUGGAGACACACAUACCCGUACUGUUUUUGGAUCUGAGUGCGGAUCACAUCAGCUCCCAGGAGAACCUGGAGGCCCCCGAGGCUGGGGGGUGGGACGCCAUGCUCAAUGGGGAGGAUGAGGACGACUUCUUCGAACUGCUGAUUGUCAAACACUACGACGACGAGGUGCGUGCUGAGGCCUCGUGGGACUCCACGGUGCACGAGUGUCCCCAGUUGAGUCGCGGGGCGUCCCCAGAGCAGCGGGUCUACCUGACCGUACGCGCCGUCGUCCAGGUCAGCCAUCCCGCAGACAUGCAGCUGGUGCUGCGCAAACGAGUGUGUGUCAACCUCAACGCACGGCAGCAGGGCUUUGCCCAGAACUUCCUGCGGAGGAUGUCGACGCGGAGCACCAUCCCGGGCUGUGGCGUGACGUUCGAGGUGGUGUCCAACAUUCCUGGAGAUGCCCAGGGCUCUGAGGACCGAGAGAUGCUUGCCCGCAUGGCUGCCAGCGCAGAGAACCCCAAAUCCUCCGACAACGAGGCGGCCAUCGAGAAGUACCUGCGCAGCGUCCUGGCCGUGGAGAACAUCUUGACGCUAGACCGACUGCGGCAGGAGGUGGCUGUGAAGGAGCAUCUCGCCACUAAGGGGAAGGGGAGCAGAAGAAGCCUGAGCUCGCCCAGUGUGCACAGGCUCUCUGGUAGCAGGCAGGACCUUUCUCUCAACUCCUCGCUAGAGGACAACAAGAGUCGCUGGGAGAGCCAGCAGGACAUCUUCAUGACCUCCCCCCAGUUCAGUCGGACCCUCCCCCGACCCUCCGCGGCGCACAACCAGAACCAGAGUCCGCCCCAGAGUCAAGACUCUGAUCAAGGUCUCUUAGGGAUCGCUGCCUCUUUUCUCCCCCCAGUGAAGGCUGUGGUGCCCCAGAUGCCCAAGCUGCUCAAGUCCCUGUUCCCCGCCCGUGACGACAAGAAGGACCUGCGCCCCUCUCCCCACUCACAGCAGCAUACGCCCCGGAUCAUGAUGCAAACCAGUGGCAACUCGGAUGAUAGCAGAGCCAGGCUAGAGCCGGUGGCUGUGCCAGGCAGAAGCCCCGCCCCUGAGCGUCAGUCGGACAGCCCCGAGGCCCCUCCCUCUUCCACGCAUGACUCUCAGCAUGACACGUCCCUCAGCCCCAUCAGUGAGGCCUCCAGCGGCUACUUCUCCAGCAGCGUCUCCACGGCGACCCUUAGCGAGGCGGCCGGCACUGUCGCCGACGCCCCCGCCGACCCAGUAAUCCCCGCUCUCCACCCCUCUGUCGCACUCGUAGAAGCUUCCGGGCUAAAGCCCCAGAGGACUGUGGGAACGCGGGAGUCCGGACCCGCUGACCGCAACGGUGUUGCCUCUCCCCAGCAGCAGCAGCAGCCCAUCCGGCCGUUGGGUCAGAACAGCGCCGCUCCGAGGAUCCGGCAGUCCGAGCCCAUCAGGGCGGUGAGGGGAGAGGACACGGAGGAAGGAGGGAGGAGAGGAGGUGUCGGAGGAGAUGCUCUGGAGAAGCUGGAGAUCCUGUCAGACGAGGAGGCAGGGCAGGAGGUGGAGCUGCCCGCCUGGAUGAGGGUGGGUGAGAGUGUGCUGCUGGGAGGAGGAAAGACGGGCACCAUCAGAUAUGUGGGCAACACCGACUUCUCCGAGGGCACUUGGGUCGGCGUGGAGCUCGACACGCCUUCAGGGAAGAACGACGGUUCUGUGGGUGGUCGGCAGUAUUUCCGCUGUAACCCCGGUUUCGGGGUUCUGGUGCGGCCGGACCGGGUGUCCAGGCGCGAGGGAGGUCGAAGGCUCACAGAGAACCGAGUCAGCGGAGAGUUCACCCGCCAUGCAGUCCUGGGCCGGCCAAAGAUUGCCCCCGAGGCCGCUGCCCAGCGCCGAGAGAACCGCAAGUCCUGGAGCAGCUGAGCACGUCACGUUAGGCCUGGUGCGGUCUGGUCCGGUCCAUGAGGACAAGACCACUGACACACCCCAGCAAACCCCUGAAAUAAAGUCUGCAGGAUACCUGCCACCCCCCCUGAAAUAAAGUCUUCAGGAUGCCUGCCACCCCCCCACACACAGAUUCUUGUCAUCAUCCCCAUCACUCUUGAGGUCAUGUCUGCUGCUGUCUCCUGUAUUCCUGUCCUGCCUAUGCUGUGCUGUGCUGUGGUGGGACACCGCCCCCUCUCCUCUCCUCUCCUCUCCUCAGCAGCGUCAGCACUCUCCUCCCCCGGGAGCCGUACAGGCCGUCCUUGAAUGCCGAUGCGUCUGAAUAUCAAUGAAAACGGAGCGGUGCAGCCCGCCCGUCUGGAGCUCUCCUUGAGUUUGACCGCUUUAGAGUUGGCUACAGAUCAGCCGGCUGAGCCCUGUUAAAUGGGGUUCAUGCUCUCCUCUGGUGAAAUACCCCCCCCCCCUCUCUUUCUUUCUCUCUCUGUGUCUCUACCGCUCUGUGUUGGGAGUCGACUUUCAUGUGGGUCUCUUUUGCAGACCCACUUCCUUGAUGAUUAUGCAUGACAUAUCCCCUCCUGAGAGGAGGCGGAUGGAUCCGGAAUGUGCCUUUUCUGAAUCAGCGAUUUUUACUUCAGAUUUUAACUCCAUUAACCCCCCCCCCCCCAUAUCUUCGUGUGAGAAUGCCUUCCGAGACAGCCGCUGACCUGGGUGUCGGACUGUGUCGGACCCGGCCCGGUGUUGCUUGCCGUCUGGGUUCUGUGAGUCUGGUGUGAUCAUCUCAGGGAGCCGUCUUGUCUGAGAGCUUGUACAGAAGGUGCCUGUUCUAAGAGCAUGGGCAGUGCCCCUCGUCACCCAGGGGGAUCCUGCCAUCACUGUAUGGGUGAAGGUGUGAGUGCGUACGUGAGAGUGGAUCGUCAUCUGUUUUCAAGAAACAGAUGGAAGGGAUUUGCACAGUGAUAAGGUCAUGUGGCAUUGAUGGACAGAUGUUAUCGUAGUUUUUAGAAAAAAUGGACAAAGGGAUGAAUCCCUUAUAUGAGAGAAAAUAGUAUAUAUAAAUAUUGCACAAGAGAGAAUCCUGUCCUUUUGGAAUGGGAUUGUGGGAGAUGUAGUUUUUGGUGUUGUGCCAUUGGGACAGGUCGGUUAUCAGUACUGCGCAAGAGGACUACAGAAACAUUGCUGCUCACCCUGAGAAUAUCACGUUUGCAUGUGUGUGUAACAUGUCUUGCUCAUGACCCUCAUUCAGUGGUUGUGAUUUGGGAAAGUUGUGUGUUUGUGCGUGUGUGUGUGUGUGUGUGUGUGUGUUUUAUGUUCACCACUACUUUUAUUUGGAAGUGUCCUUCUGCAUGUAGAGACCUAGUCAUGUUUGUAAUUGAAAAAGAAAAAAACCUGAAACACCGAUCUCAUGUCUGAGGUUUCAGAAAUUUUACAGCUUGUUCAUUGUUAUUGUAAUGCAACAGAAUUCAGAGGGAUUGUAAACCAGAGGCCUCUCUACAUGCAAGCCCUCUCUGUUCAGAUGCUCAACUGGUGGCCUUGGCAAGCAAUGGACAGACAACCCUGAGUAACCAAGCCACAGUUGCUUGGUGAUCCUAUGAAGGGUUAGAUUGCCAAAGGCCUCAGUCUGGAGCAGACAAGUGUAGUGGAGAGAAUACAACCCGAUGGGAACAUCAACCAUUUGUCUCAAAUGUGUGGCCUAGUCUUCCACCCUGUAAGGAGUGUUCAUGAGGAAGCUCGAAGUGGACCAAGAAACUGCCUCAGCAACUGGCAACCCCUCCUCCUCCGUUUUGAUUAGUGGUGUUCCUUUUCCCCCGAUGCUCAUUCCAUUGGAACAAAGGCGCAUUAUUGGAAAAGAUGAAGGACAACGACUUCUGUGCUUGAAGUGCAGCAUGUCGUCAUUAAGGACUUUAACCUAGUAAAAUUCCAUUACUUCAUUUGUUUUUAAUGAUCUUGGGAUUUAUGAUGCAAUAUGAAAACUUUACUAAAUAUAUUUUAAUGAUUGUAUUUGAACAGAUGUAAAAAAGAAAUGAGAGCAAAAUGAAAGCCCCUGUACUGAUGUCAUUUGCACAUGAUUUAUUUUAGCACGAUUCCAAUUAAUGACAUUUUUAGUAAGAAGUUAACAUGGACUUUUAUAUAGUUAUUUCAUGCUGUGAUUUGAGGAAAACUAGAGCUAUUGUCCUUUUAAAAUGACAGAAAAAAAAUCUUCAUAUCUCUGUCCAAUUUUCGAAUGCAUGUAAAAUUCUCGAUUUUAUUUAUUUUCCCAUUUGCUGAUGUUAACGUCACCUGUUUUGUUCUUGUGCUAUUAUUGCCUGUUGCCUCUCCAGCUCCGGUAGAUUUUUCCUUCACAUUGUGUAAACAGACUGGAUACAGAUGCUAGUGUAGGGGCAGGAGAGACCUUUUGAUCUGCUUGUUUGUGGUCCAGGCAUUCUCUGCAUUAGUGUAGGCUAAUAUCACUUUCUGUUGAAUGUGCCUCGCUCGUUCGUAGAGCUGAACAAAUGCACAAACACCCCGGCCUUUGUACUUCAGAGAUCUUAGACAGUGGGCAGAUCCCAGUUUAAAUCUAGUUUAAAUCUUUUUUUAAAUCUUUUUUUUUGAUAGUUUGUUUCCAUUUGGUGCAUCACAAAACAAACAAAAAAACAUAUGGAACUGUUCAUCUGCACUUAAAACUUGGAUCUGGUUUGAAUUUUUGGUUCCAGUAUGGUGGUGCAUUUUAAAAUUAGGUUUUACUAUUAUUUUUUUUUAGUAUUUUUGAAAGCUUCCUUGGACUUCCACACUACCCUUUCCCACGUGCAGUAAUCCAAGGGCCAUUCCGCUACCCUGUUGUCAGGUUGUGCUUUAGUCCCUCAGUGCUUUUGUAGCAAACCCGGUGCUCUAUAAGGUUUAAUGGCAGUCCAUUCUGCCUCUGGCCUUUACGACCUCACUUUACCUCAGAGCACGCUGCAAGCUCAGUCUCCUCUUCUGGGCUAACAGGACCGCAGUAGCGUGGGGAGAGUCAUGUUCUUAUACAGCAUGCAGUACUGACAGAUUUUCUCCUCUGCCCAACCACUCGCUCACUGUCUGACCGACACAGAGUGAUCUCUUUGAUGUUACAUUGGCAGACCUUGCUAGAUACUGUGCUCCAGUCUUCUCCAGAAAACUGAUACUACAGCCAUACGGUGACCCGACUCCCCAGCCCUACGGCUGCAUGGAGAAGUGCAAUUUACCCUCUUCUGGGUUUUAAUGUGUUACACUGCUGUCUAACAGAGUGCGUACAGGUUCACAGUGACUAAAAGCAAGAGUGAGGGUGUCUCAAAAUAAAGUUACUUUGUUGACUAUAUCAUGAACCCCCUUACACACACACGUGCACACACACACAGGACUAGAGCAAUAUGAAAAGCAAGCACAGAAGUGGCCUUCCCCAAGCCUGUUCCUGCCCAGCUAAAGCAGCUGUAAUGCUCUGCGCCGCUACGUGGAGACCGCUGAUGGUUUAACCAAUUUAACAGAAGGAUAAAUGAAAGAAAGCAGAAAGGAUUUUUUUUUUUUUUUUCUUGCUCUUUGCACAACUGUCUGAUGGGAGCCUCUAACUCAGACACAGACUCUCACUACUUUAACCCUAACACCUGUCUGUCUGUCUGUCUGACUGUCUGUCUCUCUCUCUCUAUAUGACAUGAGGGGUUGUCUUGCGUCACGUCCCCCUGGCCCCUUUAAUCUCUGAACAGCGUGUUCCUUCUCAUGCCCUAGCCCUGGGUCCUCAUAUCAGAUCAUUAAUCACUUACUGAAGUUGUCUGAUCUUGUGCUGCAAAUGUAUUUGGUGUGUAUUAUUGGGUGUUUUCUGUGUGCCUGUGUGUGUGUUUCUUUUUCCCCCCCAUGUACAGUCGUAUACGGAGACUCGAAUCCUGAGCACAAGUGUUUGAUUUUUAAUUUAAUUAUUUGUAAUUCUACGCUGAUAUCCAAAGAAUAAUCAUGUAUAAUAAUUCAUUUAUAAUUUUCUUUUAUAUUGACUGUACAAUAAUCUCUCUGUAAAGGAAAAUAAAGAAGUGCAUUGAUUUACAAAUCAUUA
Molecule: messenger RNA, 10818 nt
Organism: Clupea harengus (Atlantic herring)
Lineage: Eukaryota; Metazoa; Chordata; Actinopteri; Clupeiformes; Clupeidae
Gene: kif13ba
Product: kinesin family member 13Ba
Biological process (GO): microtubule-based movement
Molecular function (GO): microtubule motor activity; microtubule binding; ATP binding
Source: RefSeq, a predicted model, not a curated record